Chlamydomonas reinhardtii is the source of this 3289-nucleotide messenger RNA. RefSeq lists its product as uncharacterized. The record is from RefSeq and is a predicted model, not a curated record. Bases 272 to 2887 code for a protein of 871 amino acids. The transcript is spliced from 6 exons. NCBI's taxonomy places the organism in Eukaryota, Viridiplantae, Chlorophyta, Chlorophyceae, Chlamydomonadales, Chlamydomonadaceae.
ACCGCAAAUAUCCAAGAAACACACAUCCCUAGCCGCAGAAAGCCUUGAAUUGACUUUGGUGUUGCACUCUUUCUGCGUUGCAGCGUGGCCGCUUGAACUGUUUCAUUAAUUUUGUAACGUCACUAUCUUCGUCGUGUAUGAGGAGGCGCAAAUAACUGCGAUACGUGCAGGCUGCCGGCCGCCCCUUGGUUCAGCGGCUAAUUGGCUUUGCGACGGCCGCAGAGGCCAGUGCAGCUGAACGCGGUGAUUUGCAAGCUUGAAGGCUUGGGCCAUGCGGCCGGCCGCGUCGGGACGACCGGGCAGCGCGGCGCUGGGGUCGCUCGACACCACUGCGCCACGCAGCUUGGCUGCGGCGGCGGUGCGUGCGGUCGCAGUUGCGCUCCCUGCACGUGCGCUGCCGGGAGCCAGCACGUCUGCCUGGCGAGCAGAUGCCCGGCUGCAGACAGCACCGGGCUCGCGCGCCCUAGCAUCCUCCCGGCGGUCUGCAAGUGCCGCCGGCGGCUUCAGCACCGCAGGCCCUGGCGCCGGCAGCGGCCGCCGGCGUGGGGCUCCCCUGCGAGCUCAGCCCGCCGGUGGCGCCGAGCCCUCCGGACCGCCGGCCACGCCAGCACAGGCCGCAGCCUCACAAACACCAAGCUCACAGCGACAGAGCCCGGCGGUGGCUGCGCCGCGCAAGGCGUUUGGGCCAGAGCCGCCGCCGCCGCCGCCGCCGCCGCCGCCACAGCCCGGCGCCCAGGCAGCAACGCCACCGGGCGCGGCGACGACAGCGGCGGAGCCGGCGGCGGCGAAGCGGGGUCGCGGCCGGCCUCCAAAGGUCGCCGCCAGCCCCCAAGCCACCGCUGACAGCGGCAACAGCAGCAGCAGCAGCAGCAGCAGCAGCGGCCCUACUGCUGCUAGCACCCCCUCAGGCCGGCGCAAGCCCUUCGGGCCCGCACCGCCGCCGCCGCCGCCUGCCGCCACCGCUGCCCCCAGCGCGGCUGCCAGCGCCGCCGCAGCUGAUGCGCUGCAGCUUCCGCAGCUUCCCAGUGACCCCCGGGACCUCAGCGUGGAUGACAUCCUCGACUUGCCCAUCCCCGAGUCCAGCGGCGGCGGCGGCUCCAGCGGCCGCGGCCGGGGCCGGGGCCGCGGCGCGCGCGGGCGCGGGCGUGGGCGUGGGCGACAGCAGCAGCAACAGCAACAGGAGGAGCAGGAGCAGGUGGUGAAGGCGGCAGAGGCGGCCUCUGGCCCUGCCUCUGGCUCCGGCUCCGGCGGCUCCAUCUCCGCAGCCGCCGCGGCGGCCGCCAUCGCCGCUGCCGCCGCGGCGGCGACGGCGGACGGCGCCGCCGGAGGCGAUGCCGACGGCGAUCUUGACCUUGACGCCGCUGCCGCUGCCGCUGCCGCUGCCGCUGCCGCCGACUUUGACGCUGACGCUGACGCUGACGCCGACGCCGUGCCGGACCUGGCUCAGCUCAUGGCGGCGCUGGGUCUGUCGGACGAGGCCGAGGCACUUGACGAGGACGAGGGCGGCGGCGAGGACCCACAAGACCAAGACGCCGGGCCGGGGGCCGCGGACGGCGACGCCGAGGGCGGCGGCUACGGCGACGGCAGCUAUGAUGAUGACGGCGAGUAUGACGCGGAUGAGUUUGAAGAGGCCAGCCGGAUGCUGGAGCAGCUGUCGGGACUGGAUUACGACCAGCUGAUUGCGCUGGCGGGCCGCGUAGACGCGUCGUCGGUGGUCGCGCGCGCCUUCGAGCGGGCGCGCGACGGCCUCAUCCCCCAGGUGGAGCCGGAGCUGUUCAGGGAGGGCGGCAGCGGCAGUAGCAGCGGCAGCGGCAGUGGCAGUAGCAGUGGAAGUGGUAGUAGCAUUGGGGGAGGAGGCGGCAGUAGCAGCGGUGUGUUGUCGGGCGUGGGCGGCGGGAUACCGCGCACGGUGGACGUGUCGGCGACGCCCGUGGCGCCAGGCGGCGGCGGCGGCCGCCAGGCGGCGGCGGGCGCAGCUGCAACGCCCGUGGAGGCCGAGCUGGUUGGCGUCGAUGAUGACGAAGAGGAGGAGGAGGACGGGUAUGAGGACGAGGACGAGUAUGAGGAGGACGAGGACGGGGAGUGGGAGGAGAUGGACGAGGAGGAGGAGGAGGAGGGGGAGCGGUGGGACGUGUCGGAGGCCCAGCGGCUGCUGGCUGCCAACCAGCGGCGUGUGGACCUGAUCGUGGGGCUGCUGGCGGCGGCGCCGGGGCAGGAGCUGGAGGCGCGGCUGGAGGAGGCGGAGCAGGAGGUGGACGAGCAGCUGCUGGCGCUGCUGGAGCGGCGCUACGCGGCGGGCGUGCGCAUGGGGCAGGAGGGGCCAGUGCUGGAGCGCAUCGCGGGCGUGUUCAGGGCGCUGAGGUACGCCUGGGAGCGCCGCAGCAGCAGCGCCGCGGAGCGCCUGUUGGACGACGUCCUGGACAUCCUGGCUGACACAGCCCUGCAGCCCGACCCCGACCGCCGCCGCGCCGACGCCGCCGCGCGGCUGCGCAACGCCUUCACCGGCGGCAUGCUGGAUGUGGACGUGUUCACAGCGGCGGAGGCGCUGGCGGAGGGGAGGCAGGCGGCUGCGGAGGCGCUGGCGGGGGAGCAGGUGGUGCUUGAGGAGUUCAAGCAGGAGACCCUGGGCAUUUUGAACAAGGCGCAGAACAUGCAGAACAACACGGCUUCGAGUGUGGCCGCCAUCCUGGAGGAGUGUGAGCGGCUGCGGGCGACCGACCCCGCCCAGCUGGACAGCAAGGAGUGGCGGGACAGGCUGGAGCAGGUGCGGCUGGCGCGGCAGGCCCUGUCGCAGCGCGAGGCCAGCAUCUCGGCGCUGCAGGAGGUGGUGCUGCUGACGCGAGCCAUAGAGAUGGAGCUGCUGACGGGGCGCAUGCGCGGGGCGUAGUAAUAGUUGAUUGCAUGAGGCAUAGCGGCUAGCUAGCGCGCUGUUAGCAGCCCCUGGCUGUUAGAGCUUGGGCAUCUGGGUCGGAUUGAGCGGAUGCAUAUACAUGUGAUGACUGACCACAGCGGUGGUCUACACGCGUGUGCAACACUCAGCGAGGCUUGCGGCCCUGGCUGGUAUACAUGUUGCGAUCGAGUGGUGAUGAUAACCUGGUUUGGACGUUGGAGGUCUGGUGCCACGCGUUUGUGCCACUAUGGGGCGGGUUGGAUGGAGGGCUGCGCGAUUCUGUUGUGAUUUCCGUAUUCCCAGACUUGGCACAACAGAUUCUGUAUUGGCUGCAACUGUGGUAGCUGCAAUAUAGAUAGGCUGCAAUGCGGUGCCACCUGGUAACUACCUGCAAGCCUG